Messenger RNA from Colletotrichum siamense, 3402 nucleotides. RefSeq lists its product as uncharacterized. The record is from RefSeq and is a predicted model, not a curated record. NCBI's taxonomy places the organism in Eukaryota, Fungi, Ascomycota, Sordariomycetes, Glomerellales, Glomerellaceae. The transcript is spliced from 3 exons. Bases 1 to 3402 code for a protein of 1133 amino acids.
AUGAACGGGGUCCUUGAGUUCGUCAACGCGUCUCUUCCUGGUGGACAAGCAACGUUUUGUCAAGAUAGCAAUACCAGAGAGGUUUUGCUCAAUUUUGCAUCUUCUCCACCCAACUGUGAGCCGGCCGUUAUCGUGGUCUAUGGGGCCGAGCAAUGCCAGAACAAACAGAUUGUCUCCGCGGUCGUCCCCAGCAUCCGUGGCAGCUCUUCAACUCAACUAGUCAUUGGCCCUUCCUCCAGCCAGUUGGUCACGCCUAUUUCAAGUCUUCCCACAACAUCUCUGUCACAGCCUGCCAUCCCAUCUGGCGGCAGUCAGACAGGCACGGCUCCAUUUUCCACUCCCGAAAGCAGUUCGGGAUCGCCAACCUCAUCAGCCACUCCGAGCUUCGACGCGCCGUGCGCCCCGCAAGCAUCGACUUUGUUCGUACCUUCGCAAGACAUUGACAUUGAUAGGACAUCGGCGGACAGACUUAACGCCGCCAACACCGUCUUUCUCAACUAUGUCGAGGUUCCUGGGGAUCGUGUGAUGCAGAUCGAGCUGUCUUUGAACUCUGCAGGGGUUUUGCUUGAAAACUCAAACCGCGUCACUUCCGUCGUCUGUCUAAAUAGCACGACCUCAGAGCCCUCGGAACUUACGCUGAACUUCCUCACCCCCGACGACGCCUCCAGAUUUGCUUUGAUCUUGAGCCAGUCACCCGGCUUGGUUCUAAUCACCCAAAGCAAUACUGGCUGCAGCCUCGAUACAGCGCGAGGGUUUUGGGAGUUUGAUUCGACAAAGAACUCGCCUGCAACAUCCACAUCUCUCACAGUUCUCGCUAGGGAGCGAAAGAUGGUUGAGGUUGCGAACAGGAUCACGCUUCUCUAUGGCAAGAGGGAAGGGAUCAGUGGAAAGAGCUUCACCUCGACGGCCGCUGAAAGACUGGAAGACCUGACGCCGGCUGCGAGGGAGCUAUAUGACUACUUCCUCAAUAGCAUCCAAGUCGAGAACAACAACAUAGCUUAUCAUGUCCCGGCUCUGAAGGGUAGCGAUAUUCCAGCCGCGCCCUACAAUCCAGAUGAUUUGGCUGGGCAGCAAGCAGCCGAAGACGGCUUCACAGAAGCCGGACUUAGCAAACCCGCAGACCUGGCGUCCAAGGCGACUGAAGGUCUGAACCAAAUUGCUGCAAACGUUUGUCCGCCCAACUCCAACGCAACAAUCGUCCGGCGAAUGCUACUGGGACUGGACCAACGUGAUGAUCCUCAGGACACACCUGCAUUGCGUGCUCACCGUUUGGCUGACUGGCUGAACAAAAGACUGGAAGCACGCGCGGUUGAUGGUUGGGACAUCGCCUGCGACGACACUGUGGGAGAGCUGGUUGGUCUCAUUCCUGGGGGCGACCUUCUUGGUUUGGUGUGCGCCGGGAAGUCAAUCUACGAUGCCCGCGACGCGAUCAAGUGUCUUUUUGGAGGCUGCCAAACCGUCACGUACAUCGUCACCAAAACGAUGACAUACGACUUCAAUUACUCAUGGUUGAUCACCUACCCAACAAUCUCACAGGCUGUGACAUACGGUGGAGGCAACAAAGUCUUGUCCUGUGUCAAUUGUGGCUUCUCAAUAUCUUCCAUCUCAUUCAUCGGCAAGAUCAUUGUAGUCAUCACCAACGGCGUAGUCCAAAUUCAGCAAGCUGACGUUACGCCCGGGAUAUCCGGUGUUGCGAAUGCGGUUGUUCGGCUUCAGUCAGACGGGCCGUGGAACGGCAUAUGGAAUUACAACUAUAAACCAGUGGACCUUGGCCCUAUCAAGAUGGAUGGUGCAUUCCGGAUCAACCCUGCCGUCCUCUACAGCAUCGGCAUCGAGUACUCCACGGACUCAAGCGUCGACAUCACAGGCGGAGCUCGCUUCACUUGGGCUAAUGCCGCCGCCACCGUAAAUAUUCUCCAGAGCAGGGUGACAACGCAGAGGAACUGGAAGCCGACUGUCGAGUUCACCUUUCCCUCGUUCCGGCAGGGUUCUGCGGUCAAGCUGAAGCCGUUCAUACGAUGGGUCAUCAAAAUGGAGAUCGAUAUUUAUGACAUGAUCAAGCUCAAACCGUUCGUCACAGAUCAGACUGUAGCUGGUAUUGAGUCCACAUACUCUUUCACCACCACAUCAAACUGCCCGGCAAACCAACUAGCCGUCAACAAUUACGUGUACAGCGCCAACACUAUUGGCUUCGGCACUGGAAGAAGCGCAGUGCUGUUUGACGGAACGGCGGGCAGCGCUAAGCAAUGCUUGCUUGUGCCAGGAAUCACCCCCUCGCCCGAUGAGCUAGCUUCACUGAGGCUGGUUGGCCAGGCCUUCUGCACGGAGUACAUCAAUUAUAGACCACCCUCGACUUUCACCUACACUACUCAGACAUCCACCGUCCCCACCACCACCACGACGUUUGUGACCACCACUGUCUUCACCACCGCGACGGUCACCGAGUAUAAGAGCGUAAGUCUCGACAGUUACUUCACACGGACGUUCGCUGCACAAACGACGACCGUCACGGAUACCUCAAAAGCCGUGAACUUCUUGUACUUGAACUACAAGCGAGAUUCAGAGGAUACACCCACGACAACAGCGGACGGCAUAGACAAACGCGCUGUUCCCACGCCUGCCUUGGUGAGAACCUGGGACGCAACUAAGAUCUCCUUCGCAUGCAAGCAAAUUGCCACUGGUACAACGACUCUCACCGUCACAGCCACGACGACUGCAACGGCCGGAACGGUCACCGUAACUGGCACUGUUACACGAAACCAGCAAGCCCCGUUCGUGACUGUCACGUUUACGUCCACCUUCAGACGCUACCUCGGCAUUGCGACAGCUACGGCCGCAACUGUUGCCACGGAAACUGCCUGUCCGCCAUCCACCGCGAACAAGUGCUUCAAACUCAAGAUUCAUGGCCAUCCUUGGACGGAGGGUAGGUACAUCCGCUGGGCACCGACAUGGCAGAACAGCGGGUGGCUAGAGCCCGACUCCCAGUAUGGCACCAACGAAAUAUUCUAUCUAACUACACAAGGACAUCUUGUUUCCACCGUGUACCCUGGGCCCCAAGCGUACAUUCUCGGCACACCAGGUACUAAUGCCAACGCCAACGAUUGGGGCGAGGUGUUGUUUUUGUGGUCGAACCAAGGCGUCUGGCCUCAGCGUCAAUACGCCAAAUGCGCCAAGGACUCUGAUCCGUGUUCCAACGGAUUCUCCUGUUCGAUCAUUGAUGAUAUUGGCGUGCAGAGAUUCCAGAUGUCAAUUCGGGUUCCCACGUUCCUUUUGAAUGGAGGUGGAUCGUAUGACGAAAGUUCGAGGUUUACUCCUUCCUGGCAUAGGAGGCCCGACACCGCGGUCUUUCAGUACCUUCCGGUCACCUUGACAUAUGAGGAUGUAGCUUGUCCAUGCUAUUGA